This is a messenger RNA of Castor canadensis (American beaver), 3357 nucleotides long. Lineage: Eukaryota; Metazoa; Chordata; Mammalia; Rodentia; Castoridae. The record is from RefSeq and is a predicted model, not a curated record.
GUAUGUAUCAUUUUCAGAGUUCUGUGGACUAAACUCUCACAGCUGAUAAUUUUGCUUUUUAGGCAAUGAAUCGCUCCCUGGCUAAUGUGAUUCUUGGAGGCUAUGGUACCACUUCAACAGCUGGUGGAAAGCCAAUGGAAAUUUCUGGCACACAUACAGAAAUCAAUCUUGACAAUGCAAUUGACAUGAUUCAAGAAGCUAAGAGCAUUAUUAUUACUCCAGGCUAUGGACUCUGCGCAGCCAAAGCUCAGUACCCCAUUGCUGAUUUGGUAAAGAUGCUCACUGAGCAAGGCAAAAAGGUCAGGUUUGGAAUUCACCCAGUUGCAGGCCGAAUGCCUGGUCAGCUUAAUGUGCUUCUGGCUGAGGCUGGGGUGCCCUAUGAUAUUGUGCUGGAAAUGGAUGAGAUCAACCAUGAUUUCCCAGACACUGAUUUGGUCCUUGUAAUUGGAGCUAAUGACACUGUUAAUUCAGCUGCUCAAGAAGAUCCCAACUCUAUCAUUGCAGGCAUGCCAGUCCUUGAGGUCUGGAAAUCAAAGCAGGUCAUUGUCAUGAAGAGAUCAUUGGGUGUUGGCUACGCUGCAGUGGACAAUCCAAUCUUCUACAAACCUAACACAGCCAUGCUUCUAGGUGAUGCCAAGAAGACAUGUGAUGCACUGCAGGCAAAAGUUAGAGAAUCCUAUCAGAAGUAACUGUUAAAAAAGCAAGCCAGUGCCUAAUAAAGCAACCUCUGUAUUGUAGGAAAAGGCACAGUAUAAGUACAUGUGGCUGAUACACAUCUGUAGCAAAGCUCUUGGAAGAAAAGGAAGACUGAAAGAAGCAAGUAGAUUGAGGGGGAUUUUUCAAGAGCAGAAAACCUGCAAUUGGAAAAAGGGAUUGAAAAUUCUAAGCAUCUAUCUGUGCAUAUUUUUUGUGUUAAGAAGUAAAAGUAUUUUUUAUAAAAGGAGAAAAAACAGCCUCAUUUUAGAUGUAAUCCUGUUGGAUUUUUUAAUUCCAUUUCAAUAAUCAGAAAUGUUCUCAGAAGUUGAAUAUGUAGGAUUUCAGGACUGCAUUAUGCCUGUGUCUGAAAAAUGAGCAUUGCAGGUACCUACAUUUAUGUUUUUUUAGCAAAUGUGAUUAAUUUGAAACUUAACAAUUCCUGACUUGUUCCCUUGAGUUUUUACCAUCGUCUGAAUUGAUCAUGACAAAUCCAUUUCAAUUUUUCAGACUGAACUAUUUCAGAUUCUAGAUUUUCUCACUUCUAUUUUCAUAUAUGAAAAGAAUAGAUAAUCUUUAAGAGAUGCUGGAAACAAAUCAUUUGCUUUACAUAUUCAAUGAAACAGAUAACUUGAAAUUAAUAUUAAUUGUAUUUUUGAAAGCCCCAUAUUUCCAAUUGGAGAUCUCUUUAAUUUCAAUCAGUUUAUAAUGUGUAGUAUUGUAUUAAGUGCACUUGAGUGGAAUUCAACCAUUUAACUAAUAAAAUGAGUUUAUCAUGUUUGCAAGUGAUGUACCAAUUGUCUCUGGUGACAAAAAGCUAAAAUUAUUAACACUGGUAACAUAGUAAUGAGUUCUAUCUCGUUAUAAUCUUCUACCACGAAAUAAAUUAAUCUGUCUUAACUGUUUAUAAGAAUAGGUAUUUUUCAAACUGCAGCAUAUUUUGAGGAAUUAUGUAAUUUGAUAACAUUUAAGAGAAAUGGUGACACUUUUUAAGCUACCUCUUUGUUUAUCUAAGUGCCAAGUGCCAGUAAAGAUUCUGUCUUUGAUAGAAUUCUAGAUUUUCUUUGCAAUUAUAUCAAAAUCUCUAGAUGUAGGAGAAUGUGUGAUGCAUAAUUAGAGUAUCUGUCUCUAUUUGGUACCAAGUUUCUUAAAAUAAUUAUUAACUCAUUAAAAAUUAUCUCUAAAUCAGAAAAAAUAUUUGAUGUAAAAUUUAUUAUUAAAAUGCAUGGUAUCUAUUGGUUUGAUAAACAAUUUCCAUUUGCUGUGCCUGAGAUUAAGGUGUGUGUGUAUGUGUGUUAAAGCAGGAAAGAUUUCUUUUAAAUUUACAAGUAGUAAAUGAAUUUGUUAAUGGAUCUGAGGUCACUAGUAACCUCAGAACUGGAGUUUAUCAUGAGAGUUAUAUUUGAAAAAUUGAACAUUAUCUCUAUUCAUGUCCUGUUCUUUCUCUUAUAGUAGUUGUAGGUAUUUUUAGAAAGUAACACUUGAUUUAAAGAAAGUAGCUCCUGAAUUCAAUUUAAACUUAAGUAUAUUAGAGGAGAGAUUUUGUUUUUCUUCCCUCAGAUACCACUUGACAAUGUCUAGAGACAUUUUUGUUUGUUACAACUAGGAGGUACAACUGGUAUCCAAUGGGCAGAGGCCAGGGAUGCUGUUAAACAUCCUAAAAUGUGCAGGACAGUCCCCCACCCCCAGUCACAAAGAAUGGUCUGGCCUAAAAUGUCAAUAGUGCCAAGAUUAAGAAAUCUUGGUCUGCACUAGUUGUUCUGCUCUUAUUUUUUCUUCGUGGUAUACUACUUAUGCUGUCUGAAGCAUGGAGAUUGUGCAUUUAGACACACAAUGUGUUUACAUGAAAAAAUGUUAUCAUUUGUUUAAUCAAAUGUUGAAGCUGAAUUUUCCAGAAAAGGGGGAGGGUGGGGACAGUGAGGAUAGCACAACAAUGAUCACUUUGUUUUCCCUUGAGCCUAUCAAUGAUUAAUGGAGUUCUGUUUGCCUUCAAGGAUUGUUAGCAGCAGAAGAAAGGACUUUGAAAAUGUACAUAAAGGUCUUUGCUACUGUAAAUAUCUCAGGCUUUUGAGAACUACAAAAAUAGGAAAAAUUAAAUUGACCCAGGGGACACACACCUGGAGUUGAGUCCUGUGCUCUUAUUGGCUGUUGAGUGCCAUUCAUCCAGAUGGCAUGAAUGAAUUCUCUAGGGCAGAGAGUACAGUGAGGGCUGGCCUCCUCAUCCAGACAAAAGUCCUCUAGUUGUAUGAAGGACAGAAAAAGAUGAUGUAGUCAUGGUAGACAAUGCUGAAGACAGAGCCCAGUGUUUAUCCCAGAAACAGUGGCUGGGCUUCACAGAUUAAGUUCUGGUUGCUUUUAGGAUCCCCACCAAAGGAAACAAACACAAAAACAAAAACAGAGCCAGAAGUGGUGGUGCACACCUGUAAUCCCAGCACUAAGGAGGCUGAGGCAGGAGGAUCAGGAAUUCCAGGCCAGCCUAGAACUCACAUAGUGAAACCCUUUCUCAAAAAAGAAAAAUAAAUAAUCACAGUUAGGUUUAUAUAUUUUGGUCACUUAUAGUAGUCAUAUCUAUCUAUCUAUCUAUCGAUAUAGAUAGAUAGAUAGAUAGAUAUAGAUCUAGAUAUAUCUGCGUAGAUAUAUGUAGUUUUUAUUUAGUAUGCUCUA